Panicum hallii is the source of this 2133-nucleotide messenger RNA. Its product is annotated as protein ALP1-like. The transcript has a single exon. Bases 153 to 1805 code for a protein of 550 amino acids. NCBI's taxonomy places the organism in Eukaryota, Viridiplantae, Streptophyta, Magnoliopsida, Poales, Poaceae. The record is from RefSeq and is a predicted model, not a curated record.
ACCGCACGGACGGACGGGAGGACCUCUCCGCGCUUCCACCUCGCUCGCGGUGCCUGGCUUUGACGCGCACCCACCACCACCAGCGCGCGAGACCGACCCGCCGAGCCUGCUCCGCGAUCGCUUUGGGAGCGUGUGUGGUGGCCGGGACGUAUAUGAGAUCCCCAUCCAACGGCCGCCCACCAGGCAGCGGUGGGGGAGGAGGCGGUGCGGCAGCAGCUCCAGCUGGUGGAGCGGCAGGGGACGACGACUUCGCCUUCUACUACUCCUUCCUCCAGGACGCUGCCGCCGGUGCGGUGCCGCCGCCGCUCGAGAUCGACGACCCCGGCGCGAUGACCAACGGCCGGCGCCGGAAGCCGCGCGGGCCGGACGCGGGGGGCGAAGGCGGCGCCGCAGCCGCGGCCGCCAAGAAGGACGGCAAGAAGCGGUCCAUCGCCCGGAUACUCACCUCGCUGGCGGCGAUGGAGGCGGAGGAGCACGCGGACCGCGCGGGCGCGCCCGGGCGGGAGCUCGCGCUGCUCGAGUCCAACGCCGACGCCCGCUCCCAGGCCAUGAUGGACUACUACGCCAAGAUGGAGGGCAGCUUCGACGCCGCCGCCGACUCCGAGGCCGCCGCCAGGUCCAAGCGCUCCAGGCUCGCCGCCUCGGCCGCCGCGGCCGCCGUCGUGGCGGCCGAGGACUCGGCGGCAGCGUCCUCCGCGUCGGGCUCGGCGGCGACCGCGGGGCAGCAGGCCGCCGGGCACCACCAGCGCAGGCUCUGGGUCAAGGACCGGUCGCGCGCGUGGUGGGACAAGUGCAGCAGCCCCGACUACCCGGAGGAGGACUUCCGGCGCGCCUUCCGGAUGGGGCGCGAGACCUUCGACAUGAUCUGCGACGCGCUGGGGUCUGCGGUGGCCAAGGAGGACACCAUGCUCCGCGCCGCGAUCCCCGUCCGCCAGCGCGUCGCCGUCUGCAUCUGGCGCCUCGCCACGGGGGAGCCGCUCCGCCUCGUGUCCAAGCGCUUCGGCCUCGGCAUCUCCACCUGCCACAAGCUCGUCCUGGAGGUCUGCGCCGCCAUCAAGUCGGUGCUCAUGCCCCGCUUCCUGCAGUGGCCAGACGACGCCGCGGCCGCGCGGUUCAAGGCCGCCUUCGAGCGCACCUCGGGCGUGCCGGGGGUGAUCGGCGCCAUGUACACCACCCACAUCCCCAUCAUCGCGCCCAAGAUCUCCGUGGCCGCCUACUUCAACCGGCGGCACACGGAGCGCAACCAGAAGACGUCCUACUCCAUCACGCUGCAGGGGGUGGUCGGCCCCGACGGCGCCUUCACGGACGUGUGCAUCGGCUGGCCCGGGUCCAUGCCCGACGACCAGGUCCUGGAGAAGUCGAUGCUCCACCAGCGCGCGGCGGCCGGGAUGAUGCGGGAGUCGUGGCUGGUGGGCGGCGCCAGCUACCCGCUCACGGACUGGGUGCUGGUGCCGUACACGCACCCGAACCUGACGUGGACGCAGCACGCGUUCAACGAGAAGGUGGGCGAGCUCCGGCGCGUGGCCGUGGAGGCGUUCGCGCGGCUCAAGGCGCGGUGGGCGUGCCUGCAGAAGCGCACGGAGGUGAAGCUGCAGGACCUCCCCGUGGUGCUGGGCGCCUGCUGCGUGCUCCACAACAUCUGCGAGCUCCGCGGCGAGGGGGUGGACCCGGCCAUCCGGUGCGAGCUGGUGGACGACGAGACCACGCCGGAGAACCCCGUGCGGUCCGAGGCCGCCAAGCGCGCCAGGGACGGCAUCGCGCACAACCUGCUCCACCGCGGCUUCGCCGGCACCACGUUCUUCUGACCGGCUGCCCUGCUCUGUGGGUCUCUCUCCUUUCAAUUUGGUAGUACAAAAUUCAACUGGUGCAGCAGGUUGCCAGCCGUACGCAUGCAUUCUUUUAGCCUAGAAGAUUUUGGUAGGGUUGAUGCAAUUAGCAGCAGCUAGCAGCUGGGUGGGGAACCAGCCAACACAAAAGGCGCUGUAAUUAAUUUGUUUAUUUAAGGGAUGCGGAUGUAAACAUCUUGUGAAAAAUUCUGGGCAGAUGCUGCCCCAAAUUUUUCAUACUGUUUUGCAAUACAUGUACAGUUCAGUUCAGUUCAGUUCAGACAAAGAGAGAGUCGUAGUUCGUGAA